Molecule: messenger RNA, 651 nt
Organism: Nicotiana attenuata
Lineage: Eukaryota; Viridiplantae; Streptophyta; Magnoliopsida; Solanales; Solanaceae
Exons: 1
Coding region: 1-651 (216 amino acids)
Source: RefSeq, a predicted model, not a curated record
AUGUUGGAGAGUAUGACUAUCCCUCACCAAGCUAGCUGGAUGGUCAAGAAAAUACUCAAAGCAAGAGAAGGAUUGAAGUAUGUACAACCAGAAAAUUUGAAGAAUAAAAGCAUGAUCAGAAACAUUUAUUUGAAAAUGGUUGGGGAGUUGCCUAAGGUCACAUGGAAAAACAUCAUAUGUGGUAAUGAAGUAAGGCCAAAAGCAGUGUUUAUAACAUGGCUACAACAACAAGAUAGUUUGCUAACUGCUACAAGACUGGUAAGCUGGGGGAUUCAAGUAGAUAAUAGAUGUGUUAUGUGCAAAGAAGUAGCAGAAACCAGAGACCAUUUGUUUGCAGAAUGUUCAGCAGGAAGACGGGUUUGGAAGAAACUAAUGCAAUGGCUACAACUAACCUGGGUGAAUAUGAAUAACUGGAGUCAAAUGCAACAGUGGAUUGAACAUAACACAAAAGGGAAAACUAACAAAGCAAAGCUAGUGAAGAUGGUGUUUACAGAAUAUGUGUAUGCAAUUUGGAUGGAAAGGAACAACAGACUGUUUGCUCAUAAGGAGAAUACACGUGAAUCAAUGGCCCGAGAAAUUGCCUAUACUUGCCAUGUUCGAGCUAAUAGUACCACUAAGAUGAUGCUUCAAAAAUAUAAAUUUCCUAGGUAG